AAGCUCCUCCCCAGACACGGUGUUCCCAUUAUACUUCCUUAAAAUCCUGCCAAUAUAAACUUGCACACUGACCUACUUUAGCAACAAAGGAACAGAGCUUCAGAUUCAGAGGACUCUCAAACUUAUGGAACCAAGGAUGUUUUGGUACGUGUGUGUAUUGCUGCUGGCAGUCUCAGCGUUGGGCCACAUUGAUGAAACCACUCUGGAAGCCCAGUGGGAGCAAUGGAAGAUUACACAUCGGCGAGAAUACAACGGCUUGGAUGAAGAGGGGAUCCGCAGAGCGAUCUGGGAGAAGAACAUGCGAAUGAUUGAGGCUCAUAACCAGGAGGCAGCACUGGGCAUGCACUCCUAUGAGCUGGGGAUGAACCACCUGGGAGACAUGACAUCUGAGGAAGUGGCUGAGAAGAUGACUGGUCUACUGGUCCCAAUGGAUAAUGAGAGGAGCUUCACUAUGGCAUUUGAUGAGUCUGUGUCCAGGCUUCCCAAAUCUGUCGACUACCGCAAGAAGGGCAUGGUGACCGCAGUGAAAAACCAGGGCUCCUGCGGCUCCUGCUGGGCCUUCAGUUCUGCCGGGGCACUUGAGGGCCAGCUGGCCAAGAAGACAGGUCAGCUGAUUGACCUCAGCCCUCAGAACCUGGUGGACUGUGUCAAGGAGAAUGACGGCUGUGGAGGAGGGUACAUGACCAACGCCUUCAAUUAUGUGGAGGAAAACGGAGGCAUCGACUCUGAGGAAGCCUACCCAUAUGUUGGACAGGACCAGCCUUGCCGCUACAACUCGUCAGGCAUGGCUGCCCAGAUCAAAGGCUACAAAGAAGUGCCAAAAGGUAAUGAGCGAGCGCUGGCAGUGGCACUCUUCAAAGUGGGCCCAGUGUCUGUGGGCAUCGACGCCACCCAGCCCACCUUCCAGUUCUACCAGCGAGGCAUUUACCAUGACCCCAACUGCAAUAAAGAAGACAUCAAUCAUGCCGUGCUUGCAGUUGGCUACGGUGUAAACACCAGGGGAAAGAAAUUCUGGAUCGUCAAGAACAGCUGGGGAGAGAACUGGGGUAACAAAGGGUACGUCCUGAUGGCACGUAACCGUGGCAAUCUGUGUGGCAUCGCCAACCUGGCCAGCUAUCCCAUCAUGUAAAAGAAUCUGA
Molecule: messenger RNA, 1139 nt
Organism: Cyprinodon variegatus (sheepshead minnow)
Lineage: Eukaryota; Metazoa; Chordata; Actinopteri; Cyprinodontiformes; Cyprinodontidae
Gene: ctsk
Product: cathepsin K-like
Exons: 8
Coding region: 125-1129 (334 amino acids)
Biological process (GO): immune response
Cellular component (GO): lysosome
Molecular function (GO): cysteine-type endopeptidase activity
Source: RefSeq, a predicted model, not a curated record